This is a messenger RNA of Glarea lozoyensis ATCC 20868, 1095 nucleotides long. RefSeq names its product Xylose isomerase-like protein. Bases 1 to 1095 code for a protein of 364 amino acids. The record is from RefSeq and is a predicted model, not a curated record. The transcript has a single exon. NCBI's taxonomy places the organism in Eukaryota, Fungi, Ascomycota, Leotiomycetes, Helotiales, Helotiaceae.
AUGCCGUCAAUAGCUCAGGAAUCGCUCAAAACCGUCCCCCUCUCCUACGCUACCGUCUCAGUUGGCACGCCUACCACUCCCCUGCCCAAGAAGCUCGAUGCAAUCUCCUCUGCGGGCUUUACAGGAAUAGAAAUGGGUUUCCCAGAUCUUCUAUCCUUCGCCUCGUCAUUUCACUCGAAAUCAAUCCCGGAAGACGAUUACGAAUCUCUCUCCUCCACAGCAUCCGAAAUCCAAAAGCUAUGCAAGGAAAAGAGUUUGAAGAUAAUGAUGCUCCAGCCAUUUUCGAAUUUCGAAGGCUGGCCUGCUGGUAGCUCCGAACGAAAAGAAGCCUUUGAAAGAGCCAAGGGAUGGAUUAAGAUUAUGCACGCUUUAGGGACGGAUAUGCUCCAAGUCGGUUCCACAGACACCCCAGCAUCCAAACUCGAUUUAUCACGAGAGCGCAUCGUGAAAGAUCUUCAAGAACUCGCAGACCUUCUAGCAAAAAACAAAUUCAGAAUGGCAUACGAGAAUUGGUGUUGGUCUACCCACGCCCCAGCUUGGAAAGACGUCUGGGAAAUCGUCAAGGAGGUAGAUAGGGACAACGUAGGAUUAUGUCUCGACACGUUCCAAACCGUAGGCUCCGAAUACGCAGACCCGUCUUCCAAAUCCGGCAUUCUAGAAAUCUCAUCCCAGGACGAACUUCGCCAAAAAUACACAACCUCCCUCAAAAACCUAACCUCAGAAAUCCCACCCGAGAAAAUCUACCUCCUCCAACUCUCCGACGCUUAUAUCCCUCCUUCGCCUCUAGACCCAGAUCAACCCGACGGCUCUCCCGCCUCUGGAAAGGAGCUUAGAGCCAGAGGCCGCUGGUCCCAUGAUUAUCGUCCUUAUAUCCAUGGGAAGGGCGCGUACACGAGGGAGUGUGUGGAGAUGUGUAAAGCGGUGCUAGCGACCGGGAACAGAGCUUGGUUCUCGCUUGAGGUAUUUGAUGGCGGGAAGGAGGGGAAGGGAGGGAGUGGGACAGGGAUGAGUGAGGAUGAGGGGGAGAUGAAAGAGUUCUGUAAGGGUGCAAUGGAGGGGACGAAGUGGGUUUUGGGGGAGUGUGUUGAUAAGUAG